Messenger RNA from Knipowitschia caucasica, 207 nucleotides. Lineage: Eukaryota; Metazoa; Chordata; Actinopteri; Gobiiformes; Gobiidae. The record is from the annotation of a GenBank genome assembly.
AUGGCAUUCAGUUUGCUGUGGAAUUGUGCCCCGCAGGUGGAUGACUGCACUGAUGACUUAAUGAGAAGGAGAAAUGGAGGAGUUGGCAGAUACAGGGACGAUUCAGAGCUCGGCUUUGGCUCACAAGGCUUCAUUAGUCAAAUUGACCUGGAGGAAAAUGUUUUGCUUUCAUUUAGGGUGAUCGAUGUCAGCGGCAGUGGAGAAUAG